Verticillium dahliae VdLs.17 is the source of this 500-nucleotide messenger RNA. RefSeq lists its product as uncharacterized. The coding region runs from base 1 to 366 and encodes 121 amino acids. The transcript is spliced from 4 exons. Gene Ontology annotation, biological process: intracellular transport; protein secretion. NCBI's taxonomy places the organism in Eukaryota, Fungi, Ascomycota, Sordariomycetes, Glomerellales, Plectosphaerellaceae. The record is from RefSeq and is a predicted model, not a curated record.
AUGAGUAAUCCGACGCCAGCUCGAAACGAACCAGGCUGGGCCACCUUGCCAUUUAGACACGGCAGGCAGCCAGGCAGCUCUCGCGACAGCUUCACCUCCGCCAUUGCAUCGCAAAAGGGACCCAGCUCGCUGCUCCCCAGGACCGCCAAGAUGUCCGCCCUCUUCAACUUUCAAUCACUCCUUCUCGUCAUCCUCCUCCUGAUCUGCACCUCGGCCUACACACACCAGAUCUUCCCCUCGUUCAUGGACAACCGCAAAGACGGCGUCGUCGGCAUAUUCUGGAAAUUCGCGCGCGUAGGCGAGCGUCUGAGCCCCUACGUCAGCCUCGCCUGCGUCUUCAUGGCCGUCUCCCUCCUCAUCAACUAGAUACCCCCCCCACAAACACGAGAAACUCCCACGGCACGACAAGGGACACCAGAAGCGGGUGCACACAACGGCGUUAUCAGGAAAUCAAGGAACCAGGAAAAUCAAACGAGCGGACGGCCGGCGUCGCGGGGGCG